Molecule: messenger RNA, 2359 nt
Organism: Branchiostoma belcheri (Belcher's lancelet)
Lineage: Eukaryota; Metazoa; Chordata; Leptocardii; Amphioxiformes; Branchiostomatidae
Product: galactose-3-O-sulfotransferase 3-like
Exons: 3
Coding region: 58-1545 (495 amino acids)
Biological process (GO): glycolipid biosynthetic process
Cellular component (GO): membrane
Molecular function (GO): galactosylceramide sulfotransferase activity
Source: RefSeq, a predicted model, not a curated record
AGUGUCCUGUCGACAUACUGACAUCAUGACCGAAAUCAUUCAUUGGCUAGACGGCAAAUGGGCGUGGUCGUCAGAGGCAACGCAUCCUCACUAUUCAACCAAUCAUUCUCCAGACAUCAUGACCGAAAUCAUUCAUUGGCUAGACGGCAAAUGGGCGUGGUCGUCAGAGGCAACCCAUCCUCACCGUUCAACCAAUCACAGCCAUCCACGUCAUCAGUACCGUGGCCGACGUGUACAGAGAGGAGGCGCCUCGCUUUUGCUAAGAACCACAAAGUGGGCGGAGACACUGUCAAGAGGAUCUUCGAUCGAUACGGGUACGUCAGGAAACUGAACAUGGUCCUCCCACGUUCACUUGUGGUGAGUGGCAUGUAUCCGUACAAACUGGACCCGAAGUCCUACCUACCACCACCUCCCAACCAGACCUUUGAUAUGCUGCAAUACCACACUGUAUAUGAAAGAGAACGGUACAGAGAAAUACUCCCAAAGGAUACUGUUUAUCUGACUAUCAUUCGUGAACCAUUAAGUCAUUUCAAGUCCACUUGGAACUACUACAAACUGCAGAAAAGAUUCCAUAUCGAAGAUAGUGGACAAGACCCCAUUCUGACAUUUCUGGCCGACCCAGGCAAAUAUGACAAAAAGUGUGGCCAUGGCCGCCAUUUUCCCUACUGUUUUACCCAUAAUGCAAUGUCUGCUGACCUCGGAUUUCCGGAAACGACAAACAAGCGAGUGGUUCCCGGAUGUGACCCGGAGGAGAGAGAGACCAUCACCCGCGAAUUUGUGCAAAUCAUCGAAGAAGACUUUGAACUUGUCAUGUUGACGCAGUACUUCGACGAGUCGCUAGUCCUGCUGAAGCGACUGAUGUGCUGGUCUCUAAAAGACAUCCUCUACUUCCCGAUCAACACUCGCAGCUACGCAAACAAAGAGACACAAAUCCCACCCAAACUCCGACAGAACCACAAAGAAUGGAGCUAUGUAGACUACGCUCUCUACGAUCGCUUCAAUCAAACCUUUUGGAGGAGGGUAAAUUCAGAGGGCAACGAUUUCUGGGGAGAAGUGAGAUAUUUUAGACAUAUCAAGGAAAAAAUGAGAGAACUGUGCAAUGGUUACAAGUCGAGUAAACAAUGCUCUGUUUCUUUCUUGUAUUUUAAAGAUUCUAGGUGGGGUCCAGGGUUUAGAUUAGACAGGAACUUCUGUAUGCUGGCAAAGAGAAGUCUCAAAUGUCAUUUAUUGCUUGAGUCUGAACACGCAGCCAAGGCACUGGGUCUGAACCGUUCCAACAUUACCAACUAUUCAGACGUCGACUUUACACUUUUCCAGAAAGCUGUAAAAUCGAGAAAAACACAAAAAUCGAGAAAAAGACAAACAGAACAGAAGACUAUUGAUGUGGUUUUAGAUAAUUGCGCCUACUGUAAUAUGAGAAACUGUGGACCAUUGGACUACCUGUCGCACUUCUACCAUGAGGGUGAUAUAAACAGCGACACCUAUCAUGCAAUUGUAAACAGGGAGCAUCCAAACUUUGUCAGACAAUGCAAUAUUAAAGGCUAACAAAACAAUUUCACAGCAGUAAGAAUUAGGGUUUAGUUUUGAUAAGGAUCUACAAUUAUCAUCCACAAUUAUUAGGAUACUUAGUUGUCAUUCUUUCUGUGGUCCUACACUGAUAAAUGCAACACUGCAUGACACACAUGAAAAUAAACUAUAUACAAGAUAUAGAUACGCUGAUAUUUUAAAAAUAGAUAAGGAAUAUAAGAGAUAACAUGAGGUCCAUAUACACCAAAUGUAACAUGAUUAUUGGACUCUCACGACUUCAGAUCAUUUCGGGUGUUAGACAUUCUGUAUAUACAGAAAGUGUUUUUUUCUCAGCAUGUUGGGUUUCGGAAGGCUGAUGAUUUCGAUGAUCUGUGUUGAUAUUCAUCAUGUACAUGUACAUACAUUAUGCCUUUCUGGUCUGAAAUUUCGUACCCGAAUGGCUAUGCUACCAGCCUAACCGGUUUGACAGCUCACCAUGUUAUCUUGUCACGUGUCUCUAACUAGAGUAGAUUUAAUCAGCUUGAUGUCAACGGAUCAAACCAGUUGGAAUUCCUCAACACGUGCAUUUAUGUAGAAGCAGAGCCAACAUUCUGAUGUAACAGAUGCUGAGGAGGGACAAGGAGGUGCAGAUCGAGCUAGGGCAAGGAGAAAAUCUAAACUACUAGUACCAGUUAAAAUACUGACUGCAUGUGUACCAUGAGGCGACUUGACCGUGCUUUCUUCAGCCUGGUGGCCCUCGGCGUAGUCUACAUCUUCAUAUACUCCUGCGAGGUACUACAGGGUCCAAGAAGGUAUUACAGUUCAAAUCUUCAUACUUUCCUUACAUAUCUGC